AUGGCGUCCUCCAUAUCAUCCUUAGUAGACCAAGCACGGACCUACGUUGGUUCAGUGGCAUGGGACCCAACGAUCAAGGCAUGCCGAAGGUCAAUACUGUCGCUGUUGUCAGAGGUCAAAAUCGGUCGUCUUAUCGUGGUCGAAGAUGACGGCAAAGAAACAAUCUGUGGUCAGGCCGGGGAGCAAGUUGAGCCUCUGGCGCGGCUCCAAGUCUUGCGUGAUGCAUUCUGGCUGCGCUUAGCUUUGUUCGCCGACAUGGGUUUCGCGGAGUCCUUCAUGCUUGGUGAGGUCAAAUGCUCGAACCUCACGGCAUUCUUUCAGUUGUUCAUUCUCAAUCGCAACGAAUUGUCAAACGCGACCACGAUAACUUCAUACCUUUCCUCCACAAUUAGUGGAUUGUUGCGCCGCACGAAUACGCUGCACAACGCUCAGUUGAAUGUUAGCGCACAUUAUGAUAUCAGUAAUGAGAUGUUCGAAGCAUUUCUGUCUAGAGACAUGACAUACUCCUGUCCCAUAUGGUCGCCGCUGUCGAAAGAGCACGGGUCGAAAAAUGAGGAAUCCUUGGAAGACGCGCAGAUGCGAAAACUGGAUCGCUUCAUUGACAAUGCAAGGAUAAAACAGACGGACCACGUUUUAGAGAUUGGAACAGGCUGGGGGAGUUUUGCCAUCAGAGCAGUCCAAAGAACAGGGUGUCGUGUGACUUCUUUAACCCUGAGCCGGGAACAAAAAGACCUGGCGGACCAGAGGGUCGCAGAUGCAGGGUUGACUGACAAUAUCGAAGUGCUGCUUUGCGACUACAGAGCACUGCCAAUGCCUCGCGAGGGUCCGUACGACAAGCUUGUCAGCAUCGAGAUGCUUGAAGCAGUAGGGCGAGAGUUCCUUAUAACGUACUUCGACUGUGUUCAUAAACUUCUCAAGCCGGACGGUGGCAUAGCGGUCUUCCAGUGUAUCACCAUGCCCGAGUCGAGAUACGAAGCAUACGCCAAAGGCGAAGACUUCAUUCGGAAAUAUAUCUUCCCUGGCGGUCAUCUACCCACGGUCUCACAACUGGUUGAUUCCAUUAACAAAGGCAGCCAGGGAUUACUGGUGGUCGACUCAAUCGAGAACAUAGGCCCACAUUAUGCGAAGACCCUUCGUAUAUGGAAGGAGAACUUUGAGCGGAACUUCCAGAAAUGCAUAAAACCAGCGCUGUUGGCCGAACACGAGGGAAUGACCGAGAGCGACGUUCAAUUGUUUCGGAAGAAAUGGGAGGCGAGUUUGUCCUUUCCUGUUGUGGAGUCGCAGUGA
Molecule: messenger RNA, 1287 nt
Organism: Exophiala spinifera
Lineage: Eukaryota; Fungi; Ascomycota; Eurotiomycetes; Chaetothyriales; Herpotrichiellaceae
Exons: 3
Coding region: 1-1287 (428 amino acids)
Biological process (GO): lipid biosynthetic process
Source: RefSeq, a predicted model, not a curated record